Darwinula stevensoni is the source of this 5256-nucleotide messenger RNA. The record is from the annotation of a GenBank genome assembly. Lineage: Eukaryota; Metazoa; Arthropoda; Ostracoda; Podocopida; Darwinulidae.
AUGGAACCUCUGGGCACGAAAGAGUUGAAAUCAGACUAUAGUCAGCAGCUGGUUUUGAGACCAUCUACUCCAUUUCAGUCAACUCCCACACUUAUUCCACCUUCCUCAGGAGUGAAGAUGAAUGGAACAGGACUAGGAGGGAUAUCUGGUGGGCAGAAACCUGUGGUUCUCCUGUCACAGCUGGACCCCGAGACUCUCUCGCAAGUCAAUGCAACUGGGAGGAAGAUACUGAGACGUCGCCGCCGUUCAAGUUCCCCACCUGAGUCUUUUGAAGAAACCAAAAGGAAGUUAGAAGAGGAGGCAGAACGAACAAGAUUCCGCCUCUCUACCCUUGAAUCCCGACUGAAACAAGAAAGCUGUGAUAGGUUGUGCCGCCUGGGACAAAUAAACUCUUGGCGCUGUGAUGCAUCUCCAAUGUAUGGAUUGGAUUUGGUGAAGACAAUUGAGAAGUUGUUGGAUGAUGGGAAGGGAUACAGAAAUGGUUUGGUUCAGUGUCGAUCAACUGUCUUGGAACCAGAUUCCUCUUCCACCUGGCUAUGGAGGUCCACACAUCAUCUGAGGAACAUUUUACACACUCCCAAUGAGCUAUUCACCAAAUUCACCCCUUUUCUAUCCAAGUUUUCUCUAUAUACCCCACCUGUGCACUCGUACAAGAUGCCAGUCCUACAUGCAUCUCAUCCAUCACCUUCAGACCUGUGUCGACAAGUGAGGGAGGUUGAGGUUUUGAAGAGGCAUAUGCAGGAAUCUCUGACACUCCUUCACCCAAUCCUCUCCAGUCGCACAAUGCAGUUCCCCGAGUUGCGUCUCAUUCAGUAUGAUUGUGGGAAAUUACAGGUUCUGGACACGCUCUUGAGGCAGUUGAAGAGUGAGGGCCAUAGAGCCCUCAUCUUCACUCAAAUGACCAAGAUGUUGGAUGUGCUGGAGGCGUUCCUCAACUACCAUGCAUAUCGCUACCUCCGCCUUGAUGGAACUACCCGUGUGGAGCAUCGCCAGGUGUUGAUGGAGCGAUUCAAUGCAGAUUAUCGAAUCUUCUGCUUCCUGCUGUCCACACGAUCUGGGGGAAUCGGUGUGAAUCUCACUGGAGCUGACACUGUUAUCUUUUAUGAUUCUGACUGGAAUCCAACUAUGGAUGCUCAGGCACAGGAUCGCUGCCAUCGUUAUGGGCAAUUGACUUGUGGAGAAACAUUAGGUCAUGGAGUUAAUCCUUCCUCUUGCAGGCUCAUAAGUGAAUGGACUGUGGAAGAGAACAUCCUAAAGAAGGCAAACCAGAAGCGCAUGCUUGGUGACCUUGCCAUCGAAGGGGGCAACUUCAACACUGCCUAUUUCAAAAAGCAAACCAUCAAGGACCUGUUCAGUGUUUCAUUGGAGGAAGAUGCUAGCAGGAGAAUGUCAGAACUCAUUGAUAAAGGGGAAGAGAAAGAGAAAGAAGUGGCAGUGGCCUUUGAAUCUGCACUGGCAGCUGCUGAAGAGGAAGAGGAUGUGCAGGCAGCUACAGCUGUCCAUGCUGAAGCUGAGGCAGAUCUGGCUGAGUUUGAUGAGAAUAUCCCACUUGAAGAAGGUUCUGCAGAUGUGCCACUCACUAAGCAAGAGAUGGAAUUGCAUGAGAUGCUCAAGCAGUUGAGGCCAGUUGAGCGAUAUGCCAUGAGCCUGGUUGAGGAAGAGCAUGGAGCAUGGCAGGCAGAGCAGCUGGCGCAAGCGGAAGCUGAGAUUGCUCAGCAGAAGAAAGAAUGGGCCCUGAAGCAUCUCCAGGCCAUGCGUGAAGAAGAGGAGAAGUGGAAUGAUGAUGACAAUGAGCUUCUCACGUAUUCCAGGACUGAUGCAGAGAAUAAGGUGCGCAGUCGGAAACCAGGCCAAACCAGAAAUCCUCCCCCUCCUUCUCCUAAGAAUAACACUGAUAGCGAAAGUAGUGAAAGCGAAAGCGAGGAUGAUGUAGAGUCAUCUGAGUCUGGUUUGGGGGAAUCAGAGGAGGUGAAACCAAUGACUUUCUUAGGCAGAAGAGGCAGGGCCUCUGCUUUGAAUCAGGUCACCGAGGACAGUCCCCGCACCAGAUCCCGGGGUCAGGUUAGCAUUAAUCUGUGGACCCUCGAUGUGGAUCCCAUCUUGCCAGGUGUGAAGCCGGUUCCAUGGAGCCGGAAAAAUGAGGAUUCAGAUUCCUCAAGUCCUGUAGCAUCCACACCGGUCCCACCUCAACAUUUUCCUNGCAGUCGGAAACCAGGCCAAACCAGAAAUCCUCCCCCUCCUUCUCCUAAGAAUAACACUGAUAGCGAAAGUAGUGAAAGCGAAAGCGAGGAUGAUGUAGAGUCAUCUGAGUCUGGUUUGGGGGAAUCAGAGGAGGUGAAACCAAUGACUUUCUUAGGCAGAAGAGGCAGGGCCUCUGCUUUGAAUCAGGUCACCGAGGACAGUCCCCGCACCAGAUCCCGGGGUCAGGUUAGCAUUAAUCUGUGGACCCUCGAUGUGGAUCCCAUCUUGCCAGGUGUGAAGCCGGUUCCAUGGAGCCGGAAAAAUGAGGAUUCAGAUUCCUCAAGUCCUGUAGCAUCCACACCGGUGUGGAUCUCCAACGUGUGCCAGGAAAUGAUGCCGAUAUGGGGACCGCCGACACCUCCACCUGAUGAUGAGAACGACGUCUACAUUGACCGUUGCCUGGGUCUUCUGUAUGAUGUAUCGACUGUGAUGCCCGAAUCCCAGCUUCCACGUGUGUACGUGGAGUCCAGGGAGCGGGAGGGUCCUCCUCCGCCGAAGAAGGCUCGUCUCUCGUCCACUCCGUCUCCCGUCUCGUCGGCGCCCUCGCCGCUGCCCCCUCAAGUGAGGUCGAGCAAGGCGAUGCAGCGUUGUGCUCCACCGAUCCCAUCCCUCAAAGAGGAAUCCACGUCGUUCCUUGCACCUCGAUCCUUGUUCGAUCGACCGAAAGUGCCAAAGUUUCACACGUAUACGCCACGUGCCGGCACGUCGGGCCCCAUUCUGUGCACCGUGGGGAAGCCGAUCGGCUUGGACACGGACGUCGUUCCUGAAUGGAUGAUACAUGAAGACUGGGUCAUCCUUCAGGCUAUCCAAACUCUAAGGGUCGGAACCGCCCAAGCGUACCUGCCGAACUGGGACUUGGUGGCCGAGAUGGUGAACUCCUCGGUCGCACGAACGUAUCGGUCUCCCAAGUACUGCAAGGCGCGGUACGAGAAGACCAUCCUUCCCCGAGAGGAGGGGAAGGUGACCUACGACAUCCUGACGUCUGGCGGGAGCAUUCUCAGCCCCUCCACGGGCGUUUUUGGCAUGGGGAAGCAGGGUGCUCCUAAGAAGGGGAAGGGCAUGCUCAAAGUCAAUCAGCCCAUCAAGGCCAACCGACCGUUGAAAACGUCCCAGAUCUACAGCAACGACAACAACACCACGUUCACCAACUUCCUCCACAAGCGAUUUCUGGAGAUCAACAACGUCGUGACUCAGCGCCGCCCCACCAUCAAGCCCUUGGCGUUCCCUGGUUCGGGUGCCCGAGGCGCGAAUCGGACAGGCUCCGUCUUGGCCGUCAUGGAGGAGAUGGGGAUCGAGUACGAUUCCCCCAUGCAGCCGACGCAGGUCGCCGCAUCCAGGGCCGAACGCAUCGCGAAGGAAAAGCAGAAGAAUGAUGUGGGUGGUGGACGAGCAGGAACGGUGGUGUCGCUGUCCAGUCUCAACACGGCCCAGCUCCAGGUCUCUUCCCGGGCCACUACCACCUCUCCAAAAGGUAAGAGGGAGUUUAGUAUCACUACUUGUACCGGAGGAAUCAUCACCGGGACGACGGCAGGAAAGGGGAGCAUCAUGACCCGCACGCUCCCGGAGGAGAUGCUGGUCCUACUAAAGCGACAGGCCGCCCUCGCCGGGAACGUCGCUGCCGGAGGCGCCACUGGAGCCACCAUUCAGGUGAAUCAGGGCGCCCUCCCACCUGGUACCAUCACUCCUGCCCAACUCCUCGCCCAGGUGCAAGGAGGAGGUGGGACUCUGACCGGCGUGCAAGGGACCUCUGGGGUCGGAACCGGAGGAGGCGCCGGGGCCGGAGUGGCCACCAUCGUCAAACAGGGCACUUCCAUUUCGGGUUCUCAGACGGUCACCAUUCCCGUCUCGGCCAUCUCCGUCGCUGGGGUUAAUCUCCCUCAGGUGAAGACGAUGACCAAGGCAGGGACGGUCCCCCAGAUCCGUCAGAUCACGAUCCCUCAACAGCUGCUGGCAGCACAGAGGAAGGCGGCCGGACUGCAGGGGAAGGUCGGCGGGGGAGUCGGCGGUGCGGUCGGUGGCGGCGGCGGCGCCACGAUCCAGACGGCUCCGAUGAACACGGUGCAGAUCGUGCAGCCGGGCGGGGGCGGACAGAAGACGCUGUCCGCGGCCGUCACCGUACAGCAGUUGAAUCAGGUCCUCAAGCAGAUUCAGCCACAGGCGUUUCAGCAGCUCACUCAGGCGGGAAGCGGCGGAGCGCAGGCGAUCCUCGGUACCCUAGGCACGGCGACGGCGGCGGUGUCGCUGGCACCGACGAUGUUGGCCGGCGCGGGGGGGCAGGGCCGGGCGGGGCUGACGGUGUCCUCGGGGCUGAACCCGCAGGGGGGAUCGCCGACCAUCCAGACGAGGGUCAUCCCGGUGUCGGGGCAGCAGAUGAAGCAGAUCCAGGUGGUGCAGGCGCUGGCGUCGUCGGCGACGCCGGGUGGAAGGGUCGCGGGGGCGCAAGGGGGGGCGGCGGUGGCGCUGGACGGGACGGGGAGGUCCAUCGUGUCGCUGCCGUCCUCGGCGACGCUCAAGGUGGGGUCGUCGGUGGCCGGGACGACGGUCACGCAGCUGCCGACCGGCGUUCACGGUCAGACGAUCUCUGUGGCCGUGCGGACGACCCCGGCGUCGAGCGUGUCGCGAGGGCCGGUGGUGCAGAAGCAGGGCCUGCUGGCGAGUCUCAUCUCGGGGCAGAGUCCGCCCUUGGGUGCGGGGGGUGGCGGGGACGUGCAGGUGUAUUCUACGACGGGGCGACAUGCGAAGGCCGGCCACAGCAAGCAGGAUGACGACGAGAUCGCUCAGCAAGUGGAGCAGAAAGUUCAGCAGAUCAAGCAGCAGUGGCAGCAGCAGCAACUGGAAGCAAAGCAGCAGAAGGCGGCAGCGGCCGCGGCGGCGGCGGCAGCGGGGGGCGCCGGGGCAGUGUUCAACGACGGCUGCCGAAUGUUCUCUGGCGACAGAAAAGUGAAAGGACUCGGUAAUGAUUCUCGUCCGGUGUCAGAUGCCUUCGAUUCCGAACAUGGUCUCGACUGCGGCUGA